AAACUUCAUAAUUGUCUAAAACUAUUUAAUACUGCAACAGAAAUUCUUUCAAAGUCUAACUAUCUAACAAUUGCCAAUUUAUAUCUUAUUAUUUCAGAUUUAUUCAAUCAUCUUAAUGCCUUUGAUAAAGUGAGUAAAAUUACUGCUUUUUUUAAUCCAUAUUUUAAACAAAUUGUUUAUUUAGAAAAUUUAGCAAAUGAAAUUUUGGCUUUAAUCUAUGCAAAUCUACUAGUAAACUCUGAUUCUAUAGUUCAACCUUUACAUAUCUCAAA
Messenger RNA from Scutellospora calospora, 272 nucleotides. Lineage: Eukaryota; Fungi; Glomeromycota; Glomeromycetes; Diversisporales; Gigasporaceae. The record is from the annotation of a GenBank genome assembly.